Messenger RNA from Bipolaris zeicola 26-R-13, 2385 nucleotides. RefSeq lists its product as uncharacterized. Lineage: Eukaryota; Fungi; Ascomycota; Dothideomycetes; Pleosporales; Pleosporaceae. The transcript is spliced from 3 exons. The record is from RefSeq and is a predicted model, not a curated record. Bases 1 to 2385 code for a protein of 794 amino acids. Gene Ontology annotation, biological process: regulation of DNA-templated transcription. Gene Ontology annotation, molecular function: DNA-binding transcription factor activity, RNA polymerase II-specific; zinc ion binding; transcription cis-regulatory region binding. Gene Ontology annotation, cellular component: nucleus.
AUGACGGACCAGAUAAAUGAAGGCAGAGAACAACCCGGCGCGCGCAACGUCUGGUCAAUGUCGAACCAACAAGUCAACAGUCCUGAUUCGGAGCAAUCGAAGAAGCCCCAGGAUCAGCCGUUAAACCGCGCUUGCGAAGCUUGCCGCAUUUCCAAAGUCCGAUGUCUUGUGAACCCCGACGCAAGCUCAUCGCAGUGUCAGCGAUGCGCCAAGGCCAACCGGACCUGCAUCUUUGCGCCACCCGUAAAAAGGCGACAGCGAAAAAGGACAGAUGUGCGCGUUACGGAGCUGGAGAAGGAAAUUCAGCAGAUGCGCAGCCUUCUAAAGGCAAAAAAAGCGCGUCCAUCCAGUGAUGCUAGCGAGCAUGACACGGGAGACGAUGAAUCGGACGAGCAAGGGCACGCGAGAGACGAGGACACUCCAUCCACUUGGCGAAGGCACUCGAGUAUGGGAACAGCAACAAUACCCGCAACGGGGUUUUGUGGCCUUCCCUCAGUCACCAACCAAGCACCCAUGCCCGAGCCCACACCCACACCCACACCAACCACCAGCGCACCCAAAGAAUUUCUAGGGUCAUCUGAAAACGAUAUAAUAGAUCGCGGUGUCAUUUCCGAGGACAUGGCCCGCGAAUUUUUGGGCAUAUGGCGCAAGGAGCUGGUCGCGGCUUGCCCGGGUAUCACGAUUCCCAGACAUUGGGACGUUUUCGAUCUUCGGGAAAACAAGCCCGCACUUUUCCAUGCUAUCAUGGCGGCUUCUGCCCAUUCCAAAGGCUCGGCAUUGUCCGAUAGACUGCAUGAAGAAGCCGUACUAUUGUACGCGCGUUCUGCUUUUGUCAAAGGCGAAAAGUCCAUUCAGGCUAUCCAGGCAUUGAUAGUUACUGUAUCGUACUACUCACCUUCCAAGACACCGGGACAGCUGCAGAUAUAUCAGUGGAUCAACAUGGCAGCCUCCAUGGCACUAGAGCUCGGCCUGACGUCGAAGCCGAGAACACAUGAACAACUACCCAAGCGUGCCAUUCGAUCACUACAGAAGAUUUCUUCGCCAGAGGAAUUGUUAGAACACUGCCGCACCAUUCUACUGCUGUACAUUAUAAGUGCUGGCUUCUCAAUGAGGAUGAGGCGACCUAAUAUCUUGCUGUUCAACAGCUGGAUGGACGAAUGUUUUGGAAUUCUUGAAAAGUCAAAAUUGUUAGACGAUAAGAGGAUAGUUGCAUGGCUGAAGCUGCAGAGAAUUGCCGAUGAGGCAAAUACGGCAUUUGGCUUUGACGAUGCGAGUACGAGUUUCAGUCUCUCUGAGCUGCGUAUGCAAAUCAUCCUGCGAAUCUUUGACCGGAGGAUGCAGGAUUGGAGGAAAUCGGUUCCUGACGAUGUAGUGACAUUGAGUCUCGAGCUCGAGUACCACGCAGACAUGCUUGCCAUGUGGGAGUUUGGCAUGGACGGAGGUCGAUUCGACGUCAUCGAAUUCAAAAACCGGCACGUCACACUACCAGCCCUCGACGACGACUCUGUGCAACCUGAAUCUCUCCUUUCCCGCUCCGCACUCCAAAUCAACGCAACAACAAAAUGCAUCAGCGCCGCCCAAACAAUCCUAGACCUUUUCCUCGCCGUUCCCGAAGACGAACUACGCAAGUCGCCGAACGUACUUUACGUUCGCGCCGUCUACUCUCUUGUCACACUCAUGAAAGCAGACUAUGCCGUCGGCACCGACGAGGAAAUGAGCGAGCUGCUCGAAAGCCAGAGUCUACGCGUAGGACACUAUCUCGACGCCGUAAUCCAAAAAACCAGCGACGCUGCUGGCCCGCAGAAAUGCCGGAAUCCCAGCCACUGGAAGUUUCUCCUCGAAGCAAAACUUAAAAGUUGGUGGGACGAGUACUUGGAAUGGCGCAAGGAAGGCAGGCAACUAAAAAGAAGGAAAACAACAUCCACACAGGGGGAUAGUGAAGAAACGCAGAAUCAACCCUUGGUAGCAGCAUUCGCAGGGCCCGGUCUUGACACUACUGCUACUGCUGCUACUUCGACAAACAACCCAUCAGCAUCAUCAUCAUCGUCACAUAUCCCACUCGACCAACAACAGCAAUCACAUCAGCAACAACACCAAUCCUCUCAAUUCCCCCUCUCAGGCUUCAACCUCUCCUCCACCUACCCCACCACCGCACCCCAAUGGCCCACCACCGACAUGACCCUCGACACCACCUCCUCAGCACAAACAAUGGGCGACCAACAACCCAGCUUCACAACCGACAUGGGCGACUUCUCAGCCGCGUUUCAAAAUGGCGAUUUGUACCUUUGGAAUGAUUUGACAGCAGAGAAUUUUGGGGGCUGGGUGUCGCAGGGGGGGUCGUAUGCUGGGAUGGGGUUUGGGGGGAUGAAUGCGCAGGGGUUUUGA